Messenger RNA from Cladophialophora bantiana CBS 173.52, 771 nucleotides. RefSeq lists its product as uncharacterized. Gene Ontology annotation, biological process: DNA-templated transcription. Lineage: Eukaryota; Fungi; Ascomycota; Eurotiomycetes; Chaetothyriales; Herpotrichiellaceae. Bases 1 to 771 code for a protein of 256 amino acids. Gene Ontology annotation, molecular function: DNA binding; zinc ion binding. The transcript is spliced from 5 exons. The record is from RefSeq and is a predicted model, not a curated record.
AUGGAUUGUCCGAGAGUUGCCACAUUGCAGGCUUUGUUGAUAUUGUCAUCUCUUGAAGCUGCGGCUGGUCGUGAUUCACGAGGUUGGCUUUAUUCGGAAAUGACGGUACACCUUGUUUUCGAUCUAGGGCUCCAUCUUGAUCUAGGUCAUGAGGAGGUCAUACCCUCUUCGAGAAAGCGGGAUGAUGGUGGGCUAAAAUUCCUGUACAAGAGUAUUUUCCAGGCAGUCUGCUCGUCCAACAUGUUGUGGAGCGUCGGCACAGGACGUCCUGCUUCAAUGAAGAAUCUGAUACAGUUCAUCUCCGCCGAAGAGGUCCAGCCUUCGUCUCCGCGGCAAAAUCCCCCCAUCGACAAUAGUCCCACGCAAUUAUCGAGUGAUUCAGGCCAAAGUGGGGCAGAAGGAGUCCCCGUAUAUCUUUACCGUCUAUCGGUGGAAAUUUCAAAGGUCAUGGAAACCUUCUAUUCGAGACCCUUUGCGCUGAAUGGAAGUCCGACUAUCGCGAAAGAUAUUACUCUAUCACUUCAGAAUUGGCUCGGUGCUCUUCCAGCUGCUCUACGAAUAGAGGAAUCUGAAAAGAAGGCCAUUUCGAGUACUUAUCCCUCGGAAGUUAUUGAGCUGAAGUAUAGCUUUACCGCUCUAAAACAGCUGAGAGAGAUUGUUCUAACCCGUGGUCAUCGACUAGUCUACAAUAACACGAGGCAAUCAUCCUAUUUCACCGCCCUUUUUUCUCCACUGCCAGUCCAGCGGACAAAAGUUCGCCUCAAACUAUAG